Messenger RNA from Paramisgurnus dabryanus, 973 nucleotides. RefSeq names its product cilia and flagella associated protein 119 (gene cfap119). NCBI's taxonomy places the organism in Eukaryota, Metazoa, Chordata, Actinopteri, Cypriniformes, Cobitidae. The record is from RefSeq and is a predicted model, not a curated record.
AGUUGGAAAAAAACUAGUUGCUAGGAUACUAUACAACGCACCACAACACGCACAGAUGGUUCACAUUUACAGAAGACGUUUUCAGAGGCUGCUGGGGUAACACAUGUUUGCUGGUACAUAUUAGAAAUCAGAAAUAAAGCAUAUGGAGGAGAUUAGGGUGCCCCAGCCUCCAAGGGCCAGAGUGUUGUUAUGGGCAGAUCUGAAACAGAGUGACAUGGAGGAAAUUGAGAAGACCAAGUCAACACUGGAGAUUGAAAGGAUUUUGCGUGGUGCGCUGGUCUCCGAUGUGCCCCAGCCAAAGCAGGGAAUACUGCUUGAACUCUACACCAAUCUAGUGCUGUUCUGCAGGGAGAAAAACUUCAACAGGGAACAAACUUCUGUUAUCAUCUCCAUUGUCAAGAAUGUGCAUCAGUUUAACACAGAAACACCCCUUAACAACACAGAUCAGUGUUUUAACUAUUGCAGUGAACUACUGCUUUGUCAUUCAGUCAGAAGGCCUCCCUUCAGUAUUGACCUUUUCAACUGCGAUCAGGUUACAGAGAUUUUAUCCUAUUUUAUCAACACGUACAUGAGACACUAUUUUUUGUACAAAUACAUUUUUACCCCAGAGGUACUUUUGGACUUACACUUGUCGUAUACUGGAAUACCUGAGGUCACAUCUACUGAGGAAACUGUCAGAUCUGAGACCCCAGUCUUGAAUGAUGCAGAUGAGACAAGAGAAACUGUAAAGGAAAAAGAGGUGACUGAAGAAGUUCAACAAAAUGCUGCAUCCAGAACAAUGAAGACAAUAGAGACAGACAGUAUUAAACAAGGUUCGACUCCAAAGUCUGAGCUCAGGACUAUAGUUCAAAGGGAAGUGGAAGAUGAAGUAAUGCGCUUAACUGCUCAGCUACAACAACGGUUGCAGCAAAGUGCUGAGCAGCUUAACAGUACCAUCAGUAAACUCGAGACCAAAAUCCAAGCUAGGAAGUAA